This is a messenger RNA of Nomascus leucogenys (northern white-cheeked gibbon), 3099 nucleotides long. The record is from RefSeq and is a predicted model, not a curated record. Lineage: Eukaryota; Metazoa; Chordata; Mammalia; Primates; Hylobatidae.
AAGCAUUCAGCAAGCCACUCUUCCACCUCCCUUACUGCAGGAAGGCACUCCGAAGACAUAAGUCGGUGAGACAUGGCUGAAGAUAAAAGCAAGAGAGACUCCAUCAAGAUGAGUAUGAAGGGAUGCCAGACAAACAACGGGUUUGUCCAUAAUGAAGACAUUCUGGAGCAGACCCCGGAUCCAGGCAGCUCAGCAGACAACCUGCAGCACAGCAUCAGGAGCAUCCUUGGCUCCCAGGAGCCCGACUUCAAGGGCGUUCAGCCCUACGCGGGGAUGCCCAAGGAGGUGCUGUUCCAGUUCUCUGGCCAGGCCCGCUACCGCAUACCCCGGGAGAUCCUCUUCUGGCUCACAGUGGCUUCUGUGCUGGUGCUCAUCGCGGCCACCAUAGCCAUCAUUGCCCUCUCUCCAAAGUGCCUAGACUGGUGGCAGGAGGGGCCCAUGUACCAGAUCUACCCAAGGUCUUUCAAGGACAGUAACAAGGAUGGGAACGGAGAUCUGAAAGGUAUUCAAGAUAAACUGGACUACAUCACAGCUUUAAAUAUAAAAACUGUUUGGAUUACUUCAUUUUAUAAAUCGUCCCUUAAAGAUUUCAGAUAUGGUGUUGAAGAUUUCCGGGAAGUUGAUCCCAUUUUUGGAACGAUGGAAGAUUUUGAGAAUCUGGUUGCAGCCAUACAUGAUAAAGGUUUAAAAUUAAUCAUCGAUUUCAUACCAAACCACACAAGUGAUAAACAUAUUUGGUUUCAAUUGAGUCGGACACGGACAGGAAAAUAUACUGAUUAUUAUAUCUGGCAUGACUGUACCCAUGAAAAUGGCAAAACCAUUCCACCUAACAACUGGUUAAGUGUAUAUGGAAACUCCAGUUGGCACUUUGAUGAAGUGCGAAACCAGUGUUAUUUUCACCAGUUUAUGAAAGAGCAACCUGAUUUAAAUUUCCGCAAUCCUGAUGUUCAAGAAGAAAUAAAAGAAAUUAUACGGUUCUGGCUCACAAAGGGUGUUGAUGGUUUUAGUUUUGAUGCUGUUAAAUUCCUCCUAGAAGCAAAGCAUCUGAGAGACGAGAUCCAAGUAAAUAAGACCCAAAUCCCGGACACGGUCACACAAUACUCGGAGCUGUACCAUGACUUCACCACCACGCAGGUGGGAAUGCACGACAUUGUCCGCAGCUUCCGGCAGACCAUGGACCAAUACAGCACGGAGCCUGGCAGAUACAGGUUCAUGGGGACUGAAGCCUAUGCAGACAGUAUUGACAGGACCGUGACGUACUAUGGAUUGCCAUUUAUCCAAGAAGCCGAUUUUCCCUUCAACAAUUACCUCACCAUGCUAGACACUGUUUCUGGGAACAGCGUGUAUGAGGUUAUCACAUCCUGGAUGGAAAACAUGCCAGAAGGAAAAUGGCCUAAUUGGAUGAUUGGUGGACCAGACAGUUCCCGGCUGACUUCGCGUUUGGGGAAUGAGUAUGUCAACGUGAUGAACAUGCUUCUUUUCACACUCCCUGGAACUCCUAUAACUUACUACGGAGAAGAAAUUGGAAUGGGAAAUAUUGUAGCCACAAAUCUCAAUGAAAGCUAUGAUAUUAAUACCCUUCGCUCAAAGUCACCAAUGCAGUGGGACAAUAGUUCAAAUGCUGGUUUUUCUGAAGCUAGUCACACCUGGUUACCUACCAAUUCAGAUUACCACACUGUGAAUGUUGACUCUUGCUCUGUCACCCAUGCUCGAGUGCAGUGGCGUGAUCUCUGCUCACUGCAGCCUCCGCCUCCCGGGUUCAAGUGAUUCUCCUGCCGCAGCCUCCCGAGUAGCUAGGAUUACAGGUGCACGUCAUUAUGCCUGGGUAAUUUUUGUUAUUUUUUAGUAGAGAUGGUGUUUCACCAUGUUGGCCAGGCUGGUCUUGAACUCUUGACCUCUGGUGAUCUGCCUGCCUUGGCCUCCUAAAGUGCUAGGAUUAUGGGCCUGAGCCACCUUGCCUGGCCUGCAACACUUGUUUUUAAUAGAAGACACGAGAAAUGAUUUAAAUAUUUUAUCAAUAGAAAACCAGCUCUAUCAACUAUGAGCCCAGUAUGCAGCUUUUAAAAAUGAGAGCUCUAUAUACAUUGAUAUGAGACCAUUUCAAAUAUGUAUUCAAUAAAGUAUAGAAUGGUAACAUGUCACCAACUGUGUAAAGAAACAUAUGUUUGCAUAGGCACAGAAUGUAUCAUUUCAUAUGAUACAUAAAAACAAAAGAACAUAUAUAGUGCCUGUUUCUGCAGGGAACUGCGAAGCUAUUGAAAGGUGUUGAAGAAAACCUUUUUAUAGUAUGUAUUCUUCUUGUAAUUGAAUAAAAAAUAAAAUGACAAAAAUCAGGCUUGGAAAUAUUUAAUAGCAGACAAAAUAUAGUUCAAUAUGAAAAGCAUUAUAUGAGACAAAGGCAAUUUUCAAAAAUUGAUAAAACGUUCCACUAAAAAUCAUGACUGCAUCUAACAGCUUCAAAAUAUAGAAAAUACUCAAAUGCAAAAUCAACAAAUCUGCAAUUACAGAAAAAGACUUCAACAUACUUCUAGAAAGUAGUAACUCAAGUAGACAAUAAUAGCUAACACUUACCGGGCACUUCUUAUGUGAGUGGCACUGAAACAUGUGCUUUCAUGCAUUACCUAAGGCUAGAGAAAAUGUUAAUAACUUUGACAAGUCAUACAUGUAUCAUAAAUAUCUUUGUAGCUGACAAACAGCAUAAACAUUUUUUUAAACACCAUUAGAUAAUUAUUUAAAGACCACAUAUUGGGAACCUACCCCUAAAGAACAAUAACAACCACAAUAACAACUACCACCCCAGUAAACAUGGCUGGCAAGAGUACAAUUAAAUGAACAUUAUCACUGAUUUGGCAACAGCUCUUAUGAAGAAUAAUUUGGCAUUAUGUAUCAAGUGCCCAUACUCUUUGACAAAGUAACUGUCUUUCUGAUUAUCUAAAAUAAUACAAAAAAGGGGGGAGGGGAAUAAAAAUAGAAAAUAUUAGAAACACUAAUGUCAAAAUGAAAGGGCAUGGUUAAGUAUGGUACAACCAUUCAACAGAAUAUUGUCAUUAAAAACAUGGAGGCUAUAUUAUAUAGUCAAUAACAAAAUACUUGAAGGGU